AUGGAUGAAAAUAGUUUUAAUUUUAAUCAUGGAAAUGACAUUGAACAUGAUGGAGAAGGAGGUGCGUUUUUGGAAAGAAGGGAGAGUAAUACGUCGACGUAUUCUGAUAGAGAAGGAGCCGUUAGAGAGCCGUUGCUGAAGAGCAGGGUCAACACAACAUCUCAGAUUGCUAUUGUUGGCGCCAAUGUUUGCCCAGUUGAAAGUCUCGAUUAUGAGAUCGCUGAAAAUGAACUAUUUAAGCAGGAUUGGAGGUCUAGGAAAAGAGUUCAAAUAUUUCAGUAUGUUAUUCUCAAAUGGGCUCUUGCUCUUCUUAUUGGAUUUAGCACAGCUCUUGUUGGAUUCUUCAAUAACCUUGCUGUUGAAAAUAUUGCCGGUCUCAAGCUUCUGCUCACCAGUAAUCUGAUGCUUGCGGAUAAGCAUUGUCAGGCAUUUGCAGCAUUUGCUGGUCUCAAUAUGAUUUUGGCCAUUUGUGCUGCAGUGCUAUGUGCACUCAUUGCCCCUGCAGCUGCUGGGUCUGGCAUACCUGAGGUGAAAGCCUAUCUCAAUGGUGUGGAUGCUCAUUCCAUUUUGGCUCCAAGCACCUUAUUAGUCAAGAUUUUUGGUUCCAUUUUUGGAGUUGCUGCUGGAUUUGUUGUGGGCAAGGAAGGACCUAUGGUGCACACUGGUGCCUGCAUAGCAAAUUUACUUGGACAGGGAGGCUCUCGCAAAUAUCAUUUAACCUGGAAAUGGCUCAGAUACUUUAAAAAUGAUCGAGAUCGCAGGGAUCUGAUUACUUGUGGAGCUGCUGCUGGUGUGGCUGCUGCUUUCCGUGCACCAGUUGGUGGUGUUCUUUUUGCUCUUGAAGAAGCAGCCUCAUGGUGGCGGAGCGCUCUUCUUUGGAGGACUUUCUUCACAACCGCUGUUGUAGCUAUGGUUUUGAGAUCUCUCAUACAAUUUUGUAAGAGUGGAAACUGUGGAUUAUUUGGACACGGAGGUCUGAUCAUUUUUGAUGUGAAUUCAGCAAUCCCUUCUUAUAACACUCCCGAUCUACUCGCAAUUAUGUUAAUUGGAGUUCUUGGAGGCAUUUUGGGAAGCCUUUACAAUUAUCUUGUGGAUAAGGUCCUUAGGACAUACAGCAUCAUUAAUGAGAGAGGUCCUGCUUUGAAGAUCCUGCUUGUCAUCGUCGUUUCUCUUCUAACUUCUUGUUGUGCUUACGGCCUUCCAUGGUUUGUAGCAUGCACUCCCUGCCCCACUGGCUUGGAUGUGCAGUGCCCCACAAUAGGACGUUCUGGCAACUACAAAAUUUUCCAAUGUCAGGAAGGGCACUACAAUGAUCUUGCCUCCCUUUUCCUUAACACCAAUGAUGAUGCCAUCCGUAAUUUAUUUAGUUCAAGAAACAAAAACGAAUUUCAUUUCUCCUCGCUAUUUAUUUUCUUUACUGCUAUGUUCUUCCUUGGUGUUAUUACCUAUGGUAUUGCCAUACCUUCUGGGCUCUUUAUUCCUGUCAUACUUGCUGGAGCCUCGUAUGGGCGCCUACUUGGGAGACUCUUGGGAUCUUUUGCCAGUCUUGAUGUUGGUCUCUUUGGUCUUCUUGGAGCUGCUUCCUUUCUUGGUGGGACCAUGAGAAUGACAGUAUCUCUUUGUGUCAUACUCCUGGAACUUACUAAUGAUCUAUUGAUGCUCCCAUUAGUGAUGCUUGUUCUUCUUAUUUCAAAAACUGUUGCAGACAGUUUCAACAAGGGUGUAUAUGACCAAAUAGUGAAGAUGAAGGGUUUGCCGUACAUGGAAGCCCAUGCUGAACCGUACAUGAGGCAGCUUGUCGCUGGAGAUGUUUGCUCUGGCCCCUUGAUUUCAUUUUCCAGUGUUGAGAAAGUAGGUAACAUAGUGCAUGCUCUGAGGAUGACCAGGCAUAAUGGAUUUCCUGUGAUUGAUGAGCCACCAUUCACUGAUGCACCAGAAUUGUGUGGCUUGGUUUUGAGGUCUCACUUGCUUGUUUUACUGAAUGCAAAAAAGUUCACAAAGAACCGGGUCUUGAUCAGAUCUGAACUUCUAAGGAUGUUUCAUGCUUUUGAUUUUGCAAAGCCAGGAUCUGGAAAGGGGCUUAAGGUUGAAGAUUUGGACAUCAAUGAGGAGGAAAUGGAGAUGUAUGUUGAUCUCCAUCCAAUUACUAAUACAUCUCCAUACACAGUAGUAGAGACUAUGUCUCUGGCCAAAGCUGCUGUCCUCUUUCGGGAACUUGGUCUCAGACACUUGUGUGUUGUCCCAAAGACACCAGGGAGGCCUCCUAUUGUUGGAAUCUUGACGCGACACGACUUUAUGCCAGGGCAUGUUUUGGGACUCUACCCACAUAUCGUUCCCCACAAGUACGCUUGA
Messenger RNA from Fraxinus pennsylvanica, 2352 nucleotides. The record is from the annotation of a GenBank genome assembly. Lineage: Eukaryota; Viridiplantae; Streptophyta; Magnoliopsida; Lamiales; Oleaceae.